Lachancea meyersii CBS 8951 is the source of this 450-nucleotide messenger RNA. Lineage: Eukaryota; Fungi; Ascomycota; Saccharomycetes; Saccharomycetales; Saccharomycetaceae. The record is from the annotation of a GenBank genome assembly.
AUGGUCGAAUUGACAGAAGUUACAGAGGACAACAACACUCAGAUUUUCGAACAGGAAAAGGAAGUGCCAGCUGGAACCUUCAACAACGAAGAAGCGGUCCCAGAGCAAGAAUCCUCGGACGAGUACUCCAGUGAUGAUGAAUACGACGAAGACGAGACGCUUCUGGAGAGAUUGAGCGCUUUGAAAGACAUAAUUUCGCCCAAGCAAAGACAGACGAUUUCCAAGAUCUUCGAUGCCACGGUUUCGGUGGUCAAAAGCGCCUUUUCCAGAAGUGGAAACGUGGCUUGGGCUAUCACAACAUCUGCUCUUCUGCUAGGAGUCCCGCUUUCGCUCUCCAUUCUUGCAGAACAGCAGCUGAUCGAGAUGGAAAAGAGUUUCGAUCUUCAAAAAGACGCUAACGAUAUCUUGGUGCAAGGAGACGCACCUGCAGCGGCUACUGCGACCCCAUGA